Molecule: messenger RNA, 5271 nt
Organism: Closterium sp. Yama58-4
Lineage: Eukaryota; Viridiplantae; Streptophyta; Zygnematophyceae; Desmidiales; Closteriaceae
Source: the annotation of a GenBank genome assembly
AUGGGUCCCGCGGCGUUCACCGAGUCUGCCGCGCCGCUGCUCCUCGCGCAGCCCGCGUACGCUCUCGACCCCGACGACGACGGUGCGCACCCUGUGUCCGCGCUGCCCCCGGCGGCGCAGCUGGCGCUGCCCGUGCUCGAGCUCGUGGCGGCGGACGAGGGCGCCCACCCCAACCCCUGGACCGAGCCGCUCGAGAUUAAUACCGUGGCGGAGCGGCGCGCGCGCAUGUGGCACCAGCUGCGCGUGGCGUUCGAGAAGGCGCAAGAGGUGGAGCGCCGAGCAGAGGCGGACGCACAAGCGAGUGGUGGCGGGGCAGCAGCAGUCGCCGGAGCAGCGCGCGGGGCCAGCAGCGCCGUGCCUCCGUACCCUCACCCCGCCGACCCCGCUACUCACGCCGUUGCGGGCGGCGCGGCUGCGCCUUUCACAGCAGCAGGCCCGCGCGGCGUGCCGCCCGGGCUGCUGCAGUUUGCGCGCACCGUCGCGCGGCUCGUGGGGGUGGGGGGAGGCGCGCGUGUGGCGCCGGAGUGGAUGGCGGAGGAUGAGGGGAGGGCGGAGGCGGAGGAGACAGACGAGGGGCGGGGCGAUGGGCGAGAGGGGGUGGACGGCGCAACUGAACUCACGCCCACUGCUGCUGCUGCUGUUGCUGCUGCUGGCGCUGCAGGAGGGCUUUCAGCGCGCAAUAACGAGGAUGCUCCAAACGAGUUGGAGGGAGGGCAGGCAGCAGCACGGGGCGGAAGGCCGACAUUCCAGCAGUGGCAGCAGGCGAGUGCGCAGGGAGGGGCACAGGGGGAGGUGCAGGGCGGGGGGGAAGCGGGGAGGGGCAUGAGGGUGGCGGUGGGCAUGCAGGUGCAGCUGCCUCGCACCGUGUCGCCUCGCAUCAGGGCCUCCGUCACUCCUCGCUCUGCCCGCCUCCGGCGCCGCGCCGGCGCAGCAGUGGGGAUGGACGAGCCAGCGGGGCCGGGCAGUCCGGGGGGCGGUGAUGAGGGCGCGCGCAGCAGGGGCGUGGGGGGGCUGGCGGACGUGGCGGAGGCGGUGGAGGAUGUGACAGUAUCGAGGGGCGGGGGCAGAGAGGGGGAGGGGGCGGGGUCGUGGGGCGUGCUGCUGGGGGGCGUGGGGCUGGUGCAGCAGCGCGAGCAGAGGGAGAGAGAGUGGGCGCGCGAGGCCGCAGCAGCGGAGGCGGAGGCAGCAGCGGUGGCAGCAGCAGCGGCGGCGCAGCGAGCGGCGGCGGCGCGGAGGAAGGCCGGGCUGGACGGGCUGGAGGUGGCCGUGGGGGCGGGCGACGGUGCUGCCGACGCAGGGGGAGGGGGCGCGACAGCGGGGGCAGAGGGGGGGUGGGGCGUGGUGGGGUUCAUUCGAGUGGGCGGGGAGGGCGGAGGGGAGGAGCAGGAGCGGCGGCUGGAGGUGGCGUGUGCCAUCCGCGUGCGCGACACCGCCUCGGGGCAGGAGUACCUCGUGGACCGCCCAGCGCUGCUGCUCUGGGGGGGCGAGGCGGGCGCAGGCGGGGCAAUGGGCGCGGAGGGCGUGCGGUGGGGCUUUGGGGGGAAGGUGAUGAGGGGGCGAGGGCAGGCGGGGGCGUCCAGCGGCGGGGGGAGUGUGGGCGGGGCGGGGAUUGAGGGCGUGGAGGAGGGGGAGAAUGUGGCGGCGCUGCUGGCUCUGAGGGCCGUGAGGCAGGCGGUGAGGGACGAGCGCGUGGUGGAGCGGCGCCGCAAGAAGAAGACCCAACUGGCGCCCACAGGCGCUGCAGCUGGUGGCACGGCGGGCGCAGGCGAGGGCGAGCAGGGGCCAGCAGAGGCCGCGGUGGCCGGCGCAGGCCAAGGGAGUGGCGCAGCGAGCGGCGGCGCGCGGAGCAGAGGCGGCGUGGGUGGUGAGCAGGAGGGCGGCGAAGGGCGAGGGAAGGCAGGCACGGAGGAAGGGAAAGAGGAGAAGAGGAGGGAUGGAGGAGAGGUGGGUGUGGUUGAGAGUGGUGAGGAAGGGUCGGACGCGGAGUACCGCGAAGGGGUGCGGUUUGUGAGUGCUCGGCGGGACACACUGGGGCUGACCGAUGACGAGGAGGACGGCCAUGUGGCGCGCUGUGAGGUGUUCGGUGAUAUCGAGGAGGGGGGGGAGGGGGAUGAGGACGACGACGAGGAGGAGGACGAGGAGGAAGAGGAAGGAGGAAGAGCAGGACGGGGUUUCAGCGGAAAGUGGGGAGAAAGUGGGUGGGGGCGCAAGGGGGGAAAGAGCAAGGCCCGCGUAGGGGUGGGGGAAAGUGAGGAGGGGAGGGACGGGGGGGAGGAGGGCGGAGAGGGCAGCAAGGGGGAGCAGGGCAGUGUGGAGGAUGCGGGGGAUGAGGGGGCGCAGGGCCGGCCCAAGUCGAGCCGCGGGCGCGGGUGGCUCAAGGCUAUUCGCCGUGCUGCCGGGUAUGGCAGUGGCAGUGGCAGCGGCGCCAGUGGCAAGGAGAGAGGCAGCGGGAAGGGGAAGGAUGGCAGCAAGAGUAAGGGGGGCCAGGGGGAGGGCAGAGAGGGCGGUACAGGGGCUGCAGGGGGAGCGGUGGCGGGAGAGGGCAAUGGGGAUGGGGGUGGAUGGGCGGGGGAAGGGGAGAGGCCGGGCGAGCCCUCAGUGCCGCCAGGGGAGCGCUCAGACCAGCCGCCUGCCGGACCACUGGGAGGCUUGGGCCUAGCCUCAUCCGGACUAGCAGGCUCGGGGCCAGGCAUGGCGAAGUCAGCAACAGUAGCGGCGGCAGCAGGUGGAGCAGGUGGGGCGUGGGGCGCCCCUCCGGUGGGGCCGGUGAGGGUGAAGGUGUCGGCCGUGAGGAAGCCCGCCCGCCAGCUCUCCGACCUCUGGCUGCGCCAGGAGGUGCGCGGUGCGCAUGAGGGCGCCGUGUGGGUGGCGCGCUUCAGCUGCUGCGGGCGCUACCUGGCCACGGGCGGGCAGGACGGCGCCGUGCGCGUGUGGCGGGUCCAGGGGGCGGGCCACGGUACUGGUGCAGCGGACGAGGUGGUGGGCGCGUGGGAGCAGCGGGGGGGGAGGCUGGGUGGGGGAGGGGGCAGUGGAGGAGUGGAUGCCAAGGGGUGGGACGAAGCGCACGUGCGGGCGCGGGGGUACCCACGGGAGCGGUCGGAUGGGGCGCCGGCGUUUGCAUCGGAGGAGAUUGCCCCGCCUGCCCUGCCCCACGCGGCGUCGCUGGCGUCUGGCUUCCGCUCCGUGCCCUCCUCCCCCAUGCACCCGCUGCUGCGCCCCUCCUCUGCCGCCCCCCAUGCCCCUUCAGAGGCAGCGCCACGCAGCAGCGGGGGAGGGGGCGCGAGCAUGGGGCGGGCGGUGCCGCUGUUCCGCCUGCAGGAGGCAGCGCUGUGCUGCUUCACGGGCCACUCUGCUGAUGUGCUCGACCUCGCCUGGGCUUCUAAUGGGCGCCCACUGCUGGUGUCGGCCUCAGCGGACAGGACGGUGCGCCUCUGGCAUGUCGGCUCCUCGCACUGCCUGCGCGUCUUCCCCCACCCCGACAUAGUGACGGCGGUGGCGUGGCAUCCGCGGCAGGCGGGUGUGUUUCUGACGGGGGCGCUGGACGAGAGGGUGCGCGUAUGGGCGGCAGCGCAGGGCGCCGUGCUGGACUGGGUGGACGUUGGUGAGAUGGUCACCGCCGCCACCUUCAUGCCCCACGGACAGGGCAUCGCGGUGGGGACAGCCAUCGGCAACUGCCGCUUCUACUCCAUCUCAGCUGACGGUGAGUUGAGUCUGGAGGAGUCAGUGGAUCUGCGUGGAGGCAAGGCCAAGAAGCUGCCGCCCAAGAAGGUCACGGGCAUCCAUGCGGUGCCGGGGUCUGCCUGCCACGUGCUCGUGUCGGCGGCCGACUCGCGCCUGCAGCUGUACCAGGGCGCGCAGCUCAAGUGCAAGCUGCAGGGCCACAAGAACACCGCCUCGCACCUCGCCGCCGCUGUCAGUGUGGGCGGCGACUUCAUCGUGACGCCCAGCGAGGACGGCACCAUUUUCCUCUACAACCCGCCGGGGCUCGUUGCCAAAACCGGGCAGCCCAAUGACCGGCAGAAGGCUUAUGAGUAUUUUGCAUGCCCGAGCGUGAGCAGUGCCGUGGCAGUGUGGCCGCUGGGGGUGGAGAGGCAGCGAGUGGGGCAGACGUCGCUGCUGCCCUCGGGUGCUGCCAGCGCCUCUGUGCCCGACCAGCCGCGCGUCAUUCCCAGAGGGGCCAGCUCCGCCUCUCCCGCUGCCACCCUGCCCGCACGCCCUGCUGCCACCACUGCUGCCCCUUCCCCUGCCACUGCUGCCCCUUCCCCUGCCACUGCUGCCCCUUCCCCUGCCACUGCUGCCCCUUCCCCUGCCACUGCUGCCACCACUGCUGCCCCUUCCCCUGCCACUGCUGCCCCUUCCCCUGCCACUGCUGCCCCUUCCCUUGCCACUGCUGCACCGCCUGCUGCUGGUGGCAGCACUGGCAGUAGCAUGGUGGGGCUGUUCUAUGGGGGUGGGGCUGCCCUCACAGCAACAGCAGUGGUGCCUUCUCCCUCACCCUCGUUCGCAGGAGCAGACUGGGAGCAGCGCAGCCGCGGCAGCCAUGGCGACAGCGAUCCCAGCCGGCCCACCACGAGUGCCAGUGUGGGCGGCAGCGGGGGGCAGCACAGCACGUCCACGGACGUGGGGGGGUCGGGCGAGGCGGGCAGGGCGGUGAGGGAGCGCUUUGAGGCUGCUGUGGCCGCCAUGGCUGACGGCACGGCAGGCGGUGCGCGUGGCGAUGGGUUGGGGCAGGCAGUGCAGGACGGAGGCUGGAGUGCGGCAGCAGAUGGGGGGGCAGCAGCAGCAGGUGCGAGCAAGCCUCCGCUGCACUCUGCUGCCCCGGGGGCGUCACGAAGCCCUCUUCGUCUUUUCUCUCCCUCCUGGGCGGCAAGUGAUGAGCUGGCGGGCGGCGACUGCAGUGCAGCCGACGGGCUGGAGGCAGCGGCAGCAGCAGUGGCGGGCACAGAGGGGCCAACGCAGGCUGGACCAGCUGCCGCAGCACAGGCAGCAACACAGGCAGCGGGUGGACUGGCAGCAGCAGCAUCGAGGCGGAAAGAGCAGGUGGCAGCUGCCGCAUCAGCUGCCGCACCCACACCACCCAAGGGCAGAGCCGCAGCCGCAGGGGGAGGUGCAGGAGGAGGGGCAGGGGGAGGAGGGGGCGAGGGAGGGGGGUGGCAGUGGGGCGAGGGCGCGGCGGAGAGGGCGUCGGCACUGGGGCUGGUGAUCGUGGCGGGCAGCUUCACGGGCGACCUGCGCGUGUACCAGAACAUGGCCGCCCCCUCCAAGGGGUAG